Messenger RNA from Drosophila biarmipes, 4035 nucleotides. RefSeq names its product HEAT repeat-containing protein 6. The transcript has a single exon. The record is from RefSeq and is a predicted model, not a curated record. NCBI's taxonomy places the organism in Eukaryota, Metazoa, Arthropoda, Insecta, Diptera, Drosophilidae. The coding region runs from base 771 to 3968 and encodes 1065 amino acids.
AACGGAGAUUUUAUUCGUGAUUUUUUGUUUAAAUAAGUAUAGUUUUACCUUGGCUACUCAAUGAAUCAAAACCUUGUAACCAAUAAGAUAAUACUAACAAUUUAUGUAUUGCAUUUCGUUGGAUCUCUUUUUAAGGCCAAGAUCCUUUAGCCCAUCCCUAUCUUAUCUGAACUAAUACACCCGGCUCACAUGUUUUUAAAAAUUUCCGAUAGAAAAUCGAUGACCAUGGUAAAGGGCUUAUUUACGCUAGUGUGGAGUCAUGGGGUUAUUGGCCUAUCCUUGUUUUAUAUAUAGGUUCAGCUAGGCAACGCAUGGACAAAUGUAGGUUCUUGGCUAGGUCUUCGGUAUGCGUUUGGUAGUCUAGGUAUUUCAGUAUUUCUAAGCCUAUCGAAGGGGUGGGAUUUGCUUCGACACGACUCUGAGAAGGAGUCUCACCAUUUUGACCAUUUCAAGAAUUUAUAAUAGAUUUUGACUUUGUUUUUCAAUUGAUCAUGCUGGGCAAUUCUGGGAAAUAAGAUUCGGGUGGGGAAGUGAACCCAGCGUAACACGUCAUUGGAGUAAUCGGGUUAUUGAAUCACGCGAUAGGUAACCAUACGCAGUGUAACAAGGCUUUAAGAGAAACUUGGAAAUUCGGAACCGGGGUCGUCUCUUGGUGUUUUUGAUUGAUUGAUUGAUCAUUUGACAGAAAAAGUAUAUUUCCCUUUUCACAGGGCGGCUCAAAAAUUGCGCGUGCGUCGAGGAUUGCCCACUCGGACUGUUAGUUGGUAUUUAUGGUGUAUUUUGGUGUAUUUGGAAAAAGUAGAAACGGUAUAAAAUACGCCACACUGAUGAAAAUGGAUCUACGCCAGAAACUUGUGGAGGCGGAAUCUAGAGCGGAGCAGCGGGAAGAGCAACGCCAGGCGCACUUGCAGCUCAUCCGAGAGCUGCACCACCAGCUGGGCAUUCAAGUGGGCGUGGCGGUGGAGCGCUUGCAGCAGUUAAUUGUGGAGGUACGAGCGAGUGGGCACCUCGACCUGUUGCGCCUCUGGCUUCUGUGGCUCAACGAGCUAGUCCUGGCCAGAAGGAUAAUCCUGGUGAGGUCCCACCUGCUGGUGAACGAGUUAAUGGCGGAAGGACAGCAAGAACCGUCCGCCGAGGCCUUCAAUUUGUUACUGACCCUGCUCAAAACGACGCCCCAGGAGAAGCUGGCUGAAUUCUGGCCAAGAUUGAGCGCAGCCCAAGCAGAACAUAUAGACGCAGCCUUGCUGCUUUUGGAGUGCCAGGAACUUGUGCUGGAGUCCCUUGUAGAGGAGUCUAAGGAGGAAAGUGGGUAUAGUUGGAACCUGGGAAACUCCCUUAUACACUUGCACUUUGAGGGCUAUUGGCUGACCGCCAAGGAGGAGCAGAUGCCUCUGCUAUUGGCGCGCAGCUUGCAGCUGCUCCAGAAGCUGGUAACCAGGCAACCCGACUUCGCGACUCAGAGGCUUCCGGAAGUGAUGGGCCUUGUGCAGUGCUACCUACAGUACGGAGCUGAAGGCGAAUCACAAAUUAAGCCCCAAAAAAUACCACCCGCCCAGCAGUCGGUUGCAUACGGCCAGGAGAAGGACGAGUCGGAGCAGCCGCCUAUUCAACACUCUCGCUCCUGCGGUCGAAAGAACAAGGUGCGAAAGAUGCGAUCGUUGGCCAAGCAACGAAACCAGGAAGUCAGUAAACCCCCAGAGGCGAAUUCGCGAGAUCGUGUUCUGCUGAUGGGUAACCAGAACUACGGAUGCCUGACUGGAGACUCGGCCGAGAAUUGCCUGCCCUCCGAUUCGGAUCAGCAGACAGAAGCAAGGCACCUCCGGCAACAGCAGGCCAGGGUGAGAAUCUCCGCUCUCCACUUGCUGGGAGCCCUGACUAACCAAUUGCCUCGACGCUCGCUGUAUGGCUACUGGCACGUCCUGUUCCCGAACGGAGACUCGGGUGACAGUCGUCACCUCCUACUAAUCGGUUUAAAGGACUCCAAUUCCCGUUGCCGGGCCUUGGCCUUGCAGCUUGGUUCCCAGUUGCUUUACGGAUCGAAGGUGUUCCUCAGCCAGGCCUGCUCGCGUGGACCCAGCAACUUUACGCCUUUCGCUGUCAGCCUGGGCAACUCCGUGUUCGCCGCAUAUCGCGCAUUGAGCGCCAUCCUGGAGCGGGAGUAUACGCCGCCCGUGCUAACACAGUGCCUGAAGUGCCUGGCCGUUUUGGUACAAGCCACGCCCUUCGACCAACUUGAAAUGGGAUUUGUCUACGAGUUUGUGGGCCAUGUUAAGAAGCUGACCAAGAGCGCCGACCCUCAGGUAGCCGUAUCCGCUUUGCUGGUCAUGGAAAUGCUGGUGGGCACGGCUAAACUUACGCCGGAAAUUGCCAGCUCGGUGGGACUUGCUCCGAGCCAUAGAAACAUUCAAUUAGAGCAGGCAAACGAGGUCCAGGAAUACCAGGAGCUUUGCGACUCAGAUGCGGAAAUGGAGCUUGAGGAGGAGGAGGAGGAAGGACCGGCGCAGAAAAAUUAUGUGAGUCCCGUGCACGCCGUGUCGCCAUCCAUUCCGCGCAAUUCCUGGCUGCUCAGGCAGGUGCUUCGGUAUUUGGAGGGUCCCGGAACUCCUACUACCGUGCGCCUUGAGUCUUUUCAGGUGCUUCAGGCCAUGGCCACGCAUAUUGGCUUGCUGCGAGGACAUCAGGCCCGUUUGGCUAGGGUAAUCUCCGCCGGAUUGUGUGAUUCAGCUUCGGAUGUAAAGCUGUUUGCCGCACGCUGCCUGGACUCGGUGGGGUACCAGCUGGGAAGACUGUUUCCGGAGCCGUAUGAAAGGGAGUUACAGAUAUCCUUUUGGCUAACCCUGCUGCCCGCCAUCUAUGGAGCCUAUAAUAACGCCGGGUUCUCCCUGAAAUGCGCACUCUGCGACGCCCUGUCCAACAUGGGAGCUUUUAGCUUUGAGAGACUGUCAGAUGGUCAAAGGACCGCGCUCCUAGCCUUCCUGAGCGGAUGCGCUAGCGAUGACCACGAAGAAGGGUUGGUCAGGGGAGCAGCUCUGCGGGCAAUGGCCGUCUACGUGCUGCAACCAUCGUUGAAGACAGAUCUAGGAUUUCUGGAUAAUGCAGCAGAGUUGACCUUGCGUAUCAUAGGCGACUCCCAGCUGGUCGUGAGGAUCAAAGCCGCCUGGGCGCUUGGCAACAUUAGUGACGCCUUGGUGACCGGCAUUCCCAACUCGACGGAAAGGAUUUCCGCUGAACUCUUGGGACGCCUCAUCCAGGCGGCUAUGAAAAGCUGCGGUGAUAAUGACAAGGUUAGGGCCAAUGCGGUGCGAGCUCUGGGGAAUCUCCUCCAGUUCCUGCAGCUCCAGCCAUUGGAGAACGGUGACCAGAUGCAGCUGGCCAUGUCUAAGCUGCUGGACUGCGUAAGAUCCUCGGGCAACGCCAAAGUAAAGUGGAACGCCUGCCAUGCCAUCGGCAACCUAGUAAAGCACAGGACCUUCCUUGCGAACAGCCACCUGGCUGGGAUCCUAUUUCCUGCCCUGAGUCAACUCGUGGUGCAGCACACCAACUUCAAGGUGCGUACCAACGCCGCCGGAGUGCUGCUUCAGGUUGUGCAUCGUGAAGAUCUGGGUUCCCACUUUUCGCUGGUGUGGCGCUCCCUUCUGGAGGGACUGGAGCGCUCCAAUGCGCUGGACAGCUUCGAAGAGUACAAUCACCGAGAUGCUCUGCAGCAGCAGCUCUGUCUGGCCAUUUCACACCUGUUGACGCUGGCAAUGAGCUCGGAUCUGCCGGCGAUGCGGGAGUCGCUCGAGGAGGACCGACUGGAGCAGGUUCGGGCUACGUGGCGGCGCGUGGCAUAUCGCAUUGUUCCCGAGCAGUCGGCACCGCUCUUCACCUGCAGUCCUCUGCUGGAGCAGCGUCUCCAGGCCGAGGUGACCACACAACAGCGUUGCGCCAUGUUCUUCAUCACGAGCACACUACGGCUGGACCCGUAGAAACACCCAACCAUCACGUAACCCCGUUGGCAUCCAUAAAUAAAAUUGAUUUACAUUUUUUCAUUUA